Messenger RNA from Puccinia triticina, 570 nucleotides. RefSeq lists its product as uncharacterized. NCBI's taxonomy places the organism in Eukaryota, Fungi, Basidiomycota, Pucciniomycetes, Pucciniales, Pucciniaceae. The record is from RefSeq and is a predicted model, not a curated record. Bases 1 to 570 code for a protein of 189 amino acids. The transcript has 4 exons. Gene Ontology annotation, molecular function: metal ion binding. Gene Ontology annotation, biological process: superoxide metabolic process.
AUGCGCUUCUCGUUUAUCUCCGGAUCGGUUUGGCUCUUCCUCUGCAAGUACUCACAAGGACAUCCCCAGACUCCUCAGACUCCUUUCCAGCCAAGCACACUUCGCUCCGGGGCCCAGCCAAUGCAUGCCCGAGCGAUACUGAUGAGCCCGAUAGGAGCACCCAUCUACGGUCUCGUCGAGUUCCGCGGUACAAACUUGACAGAUGUUCAAGUUGAAGUCAUAGUAUAUGGACUCGAUAACUUGCUUCCUCACACCGAACAUGCUUAUCACAUCCACACUAAUCCGAUAGGAGCCGAUGGUAAUUGCGAGGCUGCUGGUGGACAUUUGACUCCAAAUGGAAUACCCGACUCUGUGCCGUGUAAUCCGUCGCUUCCACGAGCAUGUCAGGAAGGGGACCUAAGCGGGAAACAUGGACUCUUACCAGGGGGCAAGCGUGUCGUUCAUUUGGCUUACACCGAUAACACCUUAAAUUUCAACGCACCGGAAAAUGGAAUUGUUGGCCGAGGAUUAGUAAUUCAUGACGGCAAAGCCCGCAUCGCCUGUGGAAAUAUUGUCAUGAUGAGGAACUAA